This is a messenger RNA of Eremothecium cymbalariae DBVPG#7215, 2631 nucleotides long. RefSeq names its product MutS family protein MSH4 (gene MSH4). The record is from RefSeq and is a predicted model, not a curated record. Gene Ontology annotation, molecular function: ATP binding; ATP-dependent DNA damage sensor activity; mismatched DNA binding. Lineage: Eukaryota; Fungi; Ascomycota; Saccharomycetes; Saccharomycetales; Saccharomycetaceae. Gene Ontology annotation, biological process: reciprocal meiotic recombination; mismatch repair. Gene Ontology annotation, cellular component: nucleus. The coding region runs from base 1 to 2631 and encodes 876 amino acids. The transcript has a single exon.
AUGAGCAACAGUAAUAACAGCUCUAGUUUUAUUGGAGGGUGGUGUUUUGAUUCGUCUACUACUCAGGGUUCGUUGAGCACAAAUGAUGGCAACGCCAAUGGGAAGAUUUGUAAACAGAAGUUGAGUCAUAAGUCUUCAGUUUCUCAGAAUCGUAGUAGAUCCGUGGCAACCAGUGCUCAAUUACUUGAAUCCAGGUUUUCAAAUGUAUUGUCUAGAGUUUCUGGUAAUACUAGAAGGAGUGCUGCUACGGGUACGAAAGGUCGGAAGUUUGUUUCUACUGCGCCUGGUGCUCCUGUGGCGCAGGAGAAAGUUGUCUGUAGCAUAUUUGAAUCGGCGAAGGAUGCUGAUACCAGGGUUGGGAUGUGUAUUAUAAAUUACACUACUGGUGAAAUGACUAUAUCAGAAUUCAUGGAUUCUCAGAUCUUCAUCCGAACCUUACAUAAGCUUCAAAUCCAUCAGCCAACUGAAAUUAUACUUCCAAGUGUAUCUUUAUCACCCAAAGUUUCCAAAUUAGCUACUUUGAUUAAAUUCAAUAUCCCCGAGUCGGUAAAAGUGAGUGAGGCCACUGUGAAAUAUUUUAACGCUAAAGACGGUUUGAAAGCUGUAGAACAUUAUGGUCUUUUUCCACACUCUGAAAAAGUUUCCUGCCUUGAAGAGUUUACCGGCAAGAAGUUUGGCCUCUGUGCAACAUCUGCUGCUGCACGUUACGUAACACAGUAUUCCAAUGAAACAAGCCACCAUUACAAAUUUAGAAACUUCCGUAUUCGUUAUGAGGGGACUGAAAAUACAAUGCUCAUCGACCCACGUACUAUUAGGGGCUUAGAGUUAGUCUCAAAUUUAAUUGAAAAAAAUGGAUUGUCAUUCUUUAAACAUUUGAAUAGAACUGUAACUAAGCCAGGACAACGCGCGCUAAGAAACAAUAUAUUGCAACCAUUGUCGAAUGCUAAUACUAUAAAAAUGCGCUUUGAGGCAGUCGUUGAAUUACAAGCUAACCCUGACUUGCUACGUUCUCUUAGAAGUGAACUUAAAACGGUACAGGACUUGGACGUGUUAUACUGUAUGCUAUUAUCCGUUAAUCAUGGUGCCAUUAAACAGAAACAUAGAAUUAAUUAUGCCAUAUCUUUAAAGGAUUCGUUUGCUUCUUCCAAGAAAAUUAAGAGUCUACUUGAGGAAAGUCAAUUGAAGGCUUCUUUAUUGCAGGAGAUAAAGGAAAAUAUUUUUGGAACUGUGCUGAACGAUCUUCAAGAGUUAAUAAACGACCAUAUAAAUGAAGAUUGUACAUUGGCUACAACUGAUCUAGAACAUCAAAAUCAAAUGAUUUAUGCUGUACGAAGCGGAUCAAAUGGUUUGCUUGAUGUCCUACGGCAGCUGUAUAAGAAGGUUAUUGAUGAAGUUUAUGAGUAUGUGUCCAAGCUAUCUGAGGACCAUCAUAUGAAUAUAGAUUACGGUUACGAUUCGUCCAGAGGCUUCUUUAUGAAAGUUAAACGAACCGAAGUAUCUACCUCUGACCUACACCCAACUUUCAUCAACAGGAUCCAAAAGAAAAAUAUGAUUGAAUUUACCACAAUGCAUGUGGUAAAAUUAAACGCUCGUUUAAAUGAAGUAAUGUCUGAAAUCUUAUUGAUGAGUGACCAGUUGGUUGAACGUUUACUUAAUGAUACCGUCAAGCAUAUCGCUGUAUUAUUUAUGGUUGCAGAAGCCGUUUCAAUCCUUGACUUGCUUUGUUCGUUUGCCCAGUAUGGUUCAGAGACGAAUGCAAUUGUACCUGAAUUUUCUGAUGCAUUGCUCAUUAAGGGUGCUAGACAUCCUAUCCUGUCGACUGUAAUUGAUGAUUAUGUGCCUAAUGAUAUUGUUUGUACCAAGAGUUCUUCAUCAAUACAAAUUAUUACGGGAUGCAAUAUGAGCGGUAAGUCUGUGUACAUAAAGCAAGUUGCCUUGUUGAAUAUUAUGGCACAGAUUGGUUGCCCUAUUCCGGCUGAGUAUGCUUGUUUUCCUUUAUACACCAAAAUACAUGCUCGUGUUUGUAAUGAUCCGCUUGAAUUGAAUUCCUCAACAUUUGCAGCUGAAAUGAAAGAAAUGGCCUACUUUUUGCAUGAUGUUGAUGAUAAAACGCUAAUGAUUAUUGAUGAGUUAGGUAGGGGUUCAAGCAUUGGCGAUGGGUUUGCCAUAUCGUUAGCUAUAACGGAGCAUUUGGUGCAAAAAAACUGCACUGUGUUUCUCACCACACACUUUAAUGACAUAGCUAAGAUAAUGUCAAGUAGGCCAACUGUUGUUCAUUUGCAUAUGUCAACAACUCUCGAUGAAACCGAUGCUUUAAAAAUGACUUAUAAGAUAACUAAUGAGUUUGACCACAUUAAAAAUUAUGGUUUAAGGGUUGUGAAAUCAUUAUUCCCACCGAAGAUCAUUAAGGAAGCCUGUGAGCUCGCCAAUUCAAUCUCUACAGCUCGUAAGAAAACUACAAAUAGCCUUCUAACUACUGAAGAGUCCUUGGAAUACCAGGGGAGGGUGGUUCAAGUAAGACAAAUUCACUAUCUUGUUGCUCUUCUAUCGAAGAUCAAAUCAUCAGAAGACUUUUCAUUAGACUCCUUGAAAGCAAUUCAGGAGAACUUUGUUAAAAGAUUUAAUUUUUAA